Molecule: messenger RNA, 731 nt
Organism: Leptonychotes weddellii (Weddell seal)
Lineage: Eukaryota; Metazoa; Chordata; Mammalia; Carnivora; Phocidae
Source: RefSeq, a predicted model, not a curated record
AGAGAGCCUGGGAAGGAGGCAGGGCCAGCUUCUGGCCUGGGGAGACCGAGGUUUGGAGCCCAGGGGUCUCUGGGUGUACAUAUCCUCAGAGAGGGCUGGGACUGCACCUGAUAUUGCUGACCCCGCAACCCCACGGUCCCUGGCAGGUUCCCACUGAACCUGCUCAGGGUCAUGGGAUCAGGGACUGGCUGCGGCACAUGGGCCAUGAGGACUGGGUGCCCAGCUGCCGCCAGCACCUGUGCAGUGAGCACUUCACACCAUCCUGCUUCCAGUGGCGCCGGGCUGUGCGCUACCUGCGGCCUGAUGCAGUGCUGUCCAUUUUCUCCCCGGCACCCCCUGCUAAGAGGCAGCAGAGUUCCCGAAGCACUGAGAAGCCAGGCGUGCCUCCCUCCCCACCGGAGGCCACGCCCCUAUCCCCAGGGCCAGCUGUGGCCCCUGGCCCCUUGCACCUCGUGGUACUGGGGUCAGCAUCCGGAGGCCCUGAGGCCACGACCGCCGUGUUCCUGACCCCCCUGCCCCCUGCUCCUGCCGGGCCACAGCCUGGAGUCCGGGCCCAGCACCCCCUGGCCAGGCUGGGCACAGUCCUGGGAGCGCUGCAGCGGCGGGUGCGGAGACUGCAGCGGCGCCAGGAGCAGCCCCAGGGGCAGCUGCGGGCUGUGGAACAGCUGGGGCAGCAGGUGUGCAAGGAGGGCCUGCCACCUAGGGGCACCGGGGCCUGCCGUGCCUGGUGA